Owenia fusiformis is the source of this 4130-nucleotide messenger RNA. The record is from the annotation of a GenBank genome assembly. Lineage: Eukaryota; Metazoa; Annelida; Polychaeta; Sabellida; Oweniidae.
GCUAUUCGUAUAUAUUGUGAUUUUUGAUUAAUUAUUGAAGCGCCAUCUGGUGAUGGUCACCUUGACCUGUGACCCACAAAUGAUCUUGAUCUAGAACCGGAGUCACCUUGCAUUUUAUCUCACUAUUCAUUGAUAAUGAACUGUCAGUAGCCUGGCUACUGAUUGACAAAGACAAACGAAGACACGGGGACUCAGCAGAACAGCAUAUUCAAAGGCUACACACACAAUAAAAAGCUCCACCUAGUGUCAAAAUGAAGGUACUACAUCUUGCCUCCCGAGUUCAUCAGUUACGGAGUGCCACCUCUCAGAUAUCCCAAAAUGCACUGCAGUGUCGCACAGCCGCCCCAGGACUAUGGCAGUUGCGAUAUAAAUCUGGACAGCAUGGGGAUGUUAAACCAAUAAAGAAAUUGUUAGUCGCUAACAGAGGUGAAAUUGCUAUAAGGGUAUUUAGAGCGUGUACAGAAAUGAAUAUCAAGACCGUGGCCAUAUACUCCGAGCAGGAUCAGAUGCAUAUGCAUCGUCUCAAAGCAGAUGAAGCAUAUCUUAUUGGGAAGGGACUACCUCCUGUGGCAGCGUAUCUCAGUAUUCCAGAAAUUAUACGAGUUGCCAAGGAACACGAUAUAGAUGCAAUUCAUCCCGGGUAUGGGUUCCUUUCUGAGAGACAUGAUUUCGCUCAAGCAUGUGAAGACAAUGGAAUACGACUGGUUGGUCCAUCUCCAGAGGUUAUUAGAAAGAUGGGAGACAAGGUUGAGGCACGUGUGGCAGCUAUUGAAGCAGGUGUGCCGAUUGUACCUGGAACCCCAGGUCCAGUAGAGAAUGUAGAGGAUGCUUUAGUGUUCUGUGAGCAGGUGGGGAUGCCUGUCAUCUUCAAGGCAGCUUAUGGAGGUGGUGGUCGGGGCAUGAGGAUGGUCCGUAACAUAGAGGAUGUGGCAGAAUCAUUUGAAAGAGCAAGGUCUGAAGCUCAUGCAGCAUUUGGUAAUGGAGCACUAUUUUUAGAAAAGUUUAUUGAACGACCUCGUCAUAUUGAAGUUCAAAUAUUAGGAGACAAAGCUGGCAAUGUUAUCCAUCUUUAUGAACGUGAUUGUUCUGUACAACGUAGACAUCAAAAGGUUGUGGAGAUUGCUCCGGCUCCAAAUCUCCCUGAGGUAUCACGACGCAAAAUGGCCGCUGAUGCUGUUAAACUUGCAAAGCAUGUUGGGUAUGAGAAUGCAGGAACCGUUGAGUUCUUAUUGGAUGAAUCCGGCAAAUACUACUUCAUUGAAGUAAAUGCCAGACUUCAAGUGGAACACACAGUGACAGAGGAAGUCACGGGUGUUGAUCUGGUUCAAUCUCAAAUCCGUGUGACAGAAGGUCAAUCCUUACCAGAGCUAGGCCUUAACCAGGAGGAUGUGAAACUCCAUGGAUGUGCCAUUCAGUGUCGCAUGACAACAGAAGACCCCGCAAGAGACUUCCAGCCAGAUACUGGUAGGAUAGAGGUGUUCAGAAGUGGAGAAGGCAUGGGGAUUCGAUUGGAUGGAGCAUCUGCAUUUGCUGGAGCAAUUAUUUCACCGUAUUAUGACUCCUUGUUAGUGAAAGUUAUUGCGCACGCUUCCAAUCAUAAGAAUGCAUGUGCAAAGAUGUUGAGAGCACUGAUGGAGUUCAGAAUUAGAGGGGUGAAGACUAACAUCCCAUUCUUAUUGAACGUGCUCCAAAACGAACGUUUCACUGAUGGCUCCGUGGACACCUACUUCAUAGACGAACACCCUCAGCUCUUCCAUUUGGUGAGGAGUCAGAACAGAGCACAAAAGCUACUUUAUUUCCUUGGACACGUCGCGGUGAAUGGCCCAACGACCCCUCUUGCUACUACGCUGAAACCAGCAGAAAUAACUCCAUCUGUGCCUGAUGUGCCAUUUGGAGCUGAUUUGAAAAGUGGAUGGAGAAAGAUCUACAAGGAGCAAGGUCCUGAAGCAUUUGCCAAAGCCAUACGCAACCAUGAAGGUGUUUUACUAACGGAUACAACAUUCCGUGAUGCUCACCAGUCUCUCUUAGCAACCCGUGUAAGAACACAUGAUCUGAAACGAAUCUCGCCAUUUGUGGCGCACAACUUUAGUAAUCUACUCAGUGUGGAGAAUUGGGGAGGUGCAACAUUUGAUGUUGCCAUGAGGUUCUUAACAGAGUGUCCCUGGGAAAGACUUGAGACUCUCCGCAAACUGAUCCCCAAUAUCCCGUUCCAGAUGUUGCUAAGGGGAGCUAAUGCGGUUGGAUACACCUCAUAUCCUGAUAAUGUUGUACAUAAAUUCUGUGAAGAAGCUGUCAAGACAGGCAUGGAUAUAUUCCGUGUGUUCGACUCCCUCAACUACGUUCCCAAUCUGAUGUUGGGCAUGGAAGCAGCAGGGCAAGCAGGUGGCAUUGUUGAGGCUGCCAUAUCAUACACCGGAGAUGUAUCUGAUCCAGCACGUACCAAGUACAAUCUCGACUAUUACGUUGAUCUAGCUGAGGAACUCGUAAGAGGAGGAACUCAUAUUCUAUGCAUCAAGGACAUGGCAGGUCUACUGAAGCCCAAGGCUGCUACCAUGUUAGUUUCUGCACUCAGGGACAAAUUCCCAGAUGUCCCUAUCCACAUCCACACCCAUGACACUGCAGGGGCUGGUGUAGCCUCUAUGCUUGCCUGUGCAGAGGCUGGUGCUGACAUUGUGGACUGUGCAGUAGACUCCAUGUCUGGUAUGACAUCACAACCAAGCAUGGGAGCCAUAGUUGCAUCACUGGAGAAAACUGCCCUAGAUACAGGUAUCCCAUUGAAGGAAGUAUUCAAGUAUUCUGACUACUGGGAACAAACCAGACAAUUGUAUGGACCCUUUGAGUGCACCACUACGAUGAAGAGUGGCAAUGCAGAUAUCUAUGAGAAUGAGAUCCCAGGAGGACAGUACACCAACCUCCAGUUCCAGGCCUUCAGUCUUGGUCUUGCAUCAGAGUUCAAUGAAGUGAAACGCAUGUACGCUGUGGCUAAUAGACUUCUCGGAGACAUAAUUAAGGUGACUCCAUCAUCCAAAGUUGUUGGUGAUCUGGCCCAAUUCAUGGUGCAGAACAAGCUUACGGCUGAGCAAGUGGAAGAUCGCGCUGAAGAGCUUUCCUUCCCUAAAUCAGUGGUAGAGUUUAUGCAAGGCCAUAUUGGCAUCCCACCAGGUGGAUUCCCUGAGCCACUUAGAACAAAGAUCCUAAAGGGAAUGCCAACAAUAGAUGGCAGACCAGGUGCCAGUUUAUCCCCAUUAGAUUUCGCACAACUUGGCAAGGAAUUGGCAGAGAAACAUGGAAAAACUGUGAAGGAACGUGAUGUCAUAAGUGCUGCCCUCUACCCUCAAGUCCUCGAUGACUUCAUGGAUUACAUCAAUCUCUAUGGGCCUGUUGAUAAACUUAACACAAGAAUUUUCUUUGAUGGACCAAAGAUUGCUGAAGAAAUAGAGGUUGAAAUUGAGAAGGGCAAAACUCUUCACAUCAAGAUGUUGGCUGUUGGUGACCUGAACAAGCUGGGACAGAGGGAGGUGUUCUUUGAGCUGAAUGGUCAACUGAGAACAGUCCUUGUGAAGGACCAGACUGCAAUGAAGACUAUGCACUUCCAUCCUAAAGCCCUGAAAGGUGUCAAGGGGUCUGUUGGUGCUCCAAUGCCUGGAGAAAUUGUGGACCUCCGUGUAAAAGAGGGAGACACUAUCAGCCAAGGAGACCCCUUAGUUGUACUUAGUGCCAUGAAAAUGGAACUCUUGGUUAGCGCACCAAUGUCAGGAACAAUUAAGAAAUUACAUGUUGAAAAGGGCAUGAAGCUUGAAGGAGAUGACCUUCUCUUGGAUAUAGAGUAGAAGAUACACCAUUUAGAAUAUAAGGAUUUCAGAUACAGUGAAACAGAUGUACUGUAAAACCUGUUACUGAGUAGAACACCUCUGUCAGUGGAGAAGAAAGUCCUAUUAUUCAAUUUGAAGUCAACUCAAGUGGAAGAGCAACCAAGUGGUACACAAUUUUUAUAGUUUUACUGUACAUGUUAAGAGAGUGUGCAUAGAAUAGUAGACUACUAGGUAGAAGAGGGGGAGAAACCCCAGGGUUCAAAGAUGACAUACGCUUAUAAUGUAAAUCUGUAUUGGGAUGACAUCAUCGCUGAUUGG